Molecule: messenger RNA, 2627 nt
Organism: Setaria italica (foxtail millet)
Lineage: Eukaryota; Viridiplantae; Streptophyta; Magnoliopsida; Poales; Poaceae
Product: L-type lectin-domain containing receptor kinase IV.1-like
Biological process (GO): protein phosphorylation
Cellular component (GO): plasma membrane
Molecular function (GO): carbohydrate binding; protein kinase activity; ATP binding
Source: RefSeq, a predicted model, not a curated record
AUGGCUCCACCUGCGACUCGCACUGCACUUCUUGGCUACCUUGCCGCGAUCUCCCUACUUCUUCACUGCCUGCUCCCUUCUCUUGCCGGCGCCGACUUCGUCUACAACGGCUUCGAGCACGCCGCCAACCUGAGCCUGGACGGUUCAGCGUCGGUCCUGCGCGGCGGCGCGCUCCGGCUCACCCACGACAGCAACAGCCUCAUGGGCCACGCCUUCUUCGACUCGCCUGUGCAGGUUGUCAGGGGCAACUCCGUCAUCUCGUUCAGCACGGCCUUCGUCUUCGACAUCGUGACCGUCGACCACGGCGGCGGCCACGGGCUGGCCUUCGUGGUCGCGGCCUCCAAGGCGCUCCCCGGGGCAAGCUACGGCAUCUACCUUGGCCUCCUCGGGGAGAACACCAACGGCAACUCCAGCAACCACGUCUUCGCGGUCGAGUUCGACACGAUGCAGGUCCGGCGGCUGAACGAGACGGACAGCAACCACGUCGGCGUCGACCUGAACAGCGUCGUGUCGAACGUGUCGGAGCCGGCCGGGUACUUCGACGACGACGACGACGGCAGGAACAUCUCCGUGAAGCUCGAGAGUGCACAACCAAUUCAGGCAUGGGUGGACUACGACGGCCGAACAAAGGUUCUCAACGUGACCAUCGCUCCGGUAUCCGUGCCAAGCCGCCCUCACAGGCCGCUGAUAUCGCGCGCCAUCGACCUCCUGCCGGUCUUCAAGCGAGAGAUGUACGUCGGCUUCUCGUCGUCGACCGGAGAAAAGUUGGCAAGCUCGCAUUACAUCCUCGCAUGGAGUUUCAGUACCGAGGGAGCUGCGAAAGCCAUCGAUCUCUCCCGGCUCCCUAAAGUUCCGAAGCAGGCGGCUCCCCCACCUUCCUUAUCCACCGUCAUCGAGAUAACCGCUUCGUCUUGCGUGGCCACGCUCGUCGUGAUCGCCGCGGCGAUCGUUUUGGCACUCUGGAUUCGGCGGAGGGCGGCCCUCACCGAGAUGCUCGAGGACUGGGAGCUGGACCACCCGCAGAGGCUGCCGUACAAAGAGCUCUACGCUGCGACCAACGGAUUCGAGGCCAGCAAGCUCCUCGGCGCUGGCGGCUUCGGCCAGGUGUACAAAGGCGUGCUCCGGUGCUCCGGCGACGAGGUCGCCAUCAAGCGGAUCUCGAGCAGCGGGACGCAGGGGAUGCGCGAGUUCGUGGCCGAGGUCGCGAGCCUCGGGCGCAUGCGGCACCGGAACCUGGUCGAGCUGCGCGGGUGGUGCAGGCAGGACCUGCUCCUGGUCUACGAGUUCAUGCCCAAUGGCAGCCUCGACGAGCACCUGUUCGGCCGCGCAGGCGCCGUCAUGCCCCCAAAGCCCCUGCUAACGUGGGGGCAGCGCGUCGGGAUCCUCAGGGGCGUCGCGUCCGGGCUGGUGUACCUGCACGAGGAGUGGGAGCAGGUGGUGGUGCACCGGGACGUCAAGGCCAGCAACGUCCUGCUCGGCGCCGACAUGGCCCCGCGGCUGGGGGACUUUGGCCUCGCGCGCCUCUACGAGCACGGCGCUGACCCCGCCACGACGCGCAUCGUCGGGACGCUGGGCUACAUGGCGCCGGAGCUCACCGUGACGGCCAGGGCCAGCAGGGCCACCGACUUGUUCGCCUUCGGCGUGCUGCUCCUCGAGGUGGCGUGCGGGUGCCGGCCCAUCGACCCCGUCACCGGCGAGAGCCUGCUGCGGAGGGUGCGAGGCCACCACGUCAGCGGCGACCUGGUGCGCGCCGUGGACGAGAGGCUCGACGGGUGCUACGACAAGAAGGAGGCGAGGCUGGUGCUGUGGCUGGGCCUCAUGUGCAGCCAGUCGCGCCCGGAGGCGCGGCCGAGCAUGCGGCAGGCCUGCCAGUACCUGGACGGCGAGCUGGAGAUGCGGGAGGAGGCCGUUCUCGUGUUCUCGGACGUGGAUUCCCUCGACGUCGGGUCGUCGGCGUUCCUGACGUGGUCGUCGUGCAAUACAAUGUCAGGGGGCUCGCUGCUGGCUGGCCGGUGAUCAUCUGAUCAUGGUUGAGUGUUAACGCACACUAGAUUCCGCUGCUUCCUCCAACAUGAGCGUCUACACAUUUGUUUCUGUGGAUCGCACCCUAAUCACCGAAUCAUAACCUUAGCUUUAUGUCUGCAAGUUGAUAUGAAGAGUAGUGUUGUUCAAUCUGAACGGGCAACUUGUAACACGUACCAUCUGCAUCGUGGUAAUGUGAUAACGGGCGAAUGGAACCUGAACACCCCAUUCUGUGAGAAGAACCCAACUGCCACAACUUGGUUGCCGUGGUUCAAAGUUCAUACAAUGCAGAGAUUAUCUCAAUUAAUUAUCUAAAAUACAAUGGUAAAAAAUUUAGGAACUCUUAAAAAAAACUUAGUCGAAAAAAGCAUCGGGAGUGCAGAGCAGCAGCACUUCCUGGAAAACAAGACGUGCGCACCCUGCAGCCUGCAGUAACGCAAGCACACGUACACAGGCUUUUCCGAAAUCCCAACCCCGAGCUCAGUUGACUCGGAUUUAUUCGUCGAACGUCGACGAAGUGUGGAAUCGCCGCGCGCGCCGCGGCCCUUCGUUCUCCCUCUGCGGCGCCGCCGCCGACGCUCUACGCCUCCUCCGGUACGCCGUCC